AAGACGCUGAGAAUUUUUCAGGGAGAACAAUGUGUAUGCACGAACACAGCUGAAUUAUCUCGUGCCUGAAAAUCAGACCUACUAAACAAGAAAUCUUGGUUCUGUAAACAUGGCGACUGCAGCUCGACGUUCUACAGUUCCGAUUCCUCAAGACAGUGUAAUGCGAAGAGGUGGACUUCGAUCAAAAACACCAUCCGUGAACGACUUAUCUAAAAAAUCGAAAAAUGCCCCAAAAGGGAAGCGACGACUUGAGUUUGUUGAACAACCUUUGAAAGGAAAGAGGUUCUAUCUUGACCUCAAUGGAUACAAAAAAGUGUCUAGUCUAACUGCACAAAUACAAGAACUUGGAGGGAAGGUUGAAGAAUUUCUGAGUAAAGAUAUUCAUUAUUUGAUAACAAAUAACAAGGAUGCUGACACCAGACUGUCACCAACUAGUAACUCAACCCCAAGUCCUGGCUUGUCUAUUCCUAGCCCAUUCCCUACUACUAAAAAUAAAAGUUCAUCAAUGAAAGGAGCUUGGCCCUCACCACUCAGUGGUGAUUCUCCACAARGUGUUGACCCUCAAUCAACAUCUAAACACGACACUAGAGGAAAAGCCAUAAUGAAGCAAGCCCAAGCUACCUUGAAAAACAGAUAUGGAACCUGCAAUAUUCUAACCAAUGCUAGAACUUGGGGUGUGUGUGUCAUAUAUUUGGAAAAAGCUCUAGAAAAGCUGGCAGACUAUGGUCCUAGAAAAGUUGAAAAACAGCCUUCUAUCAAGGAAUUGAUGGGAAAUGGCAAGAAGCAACUCAGAGUAAAAAUUAGAAAAUUACAGGCUCCAUUUAUAAAAGUUGAAGACCAGAGUCACAAUUAUAGACCUCUAGUUAAAGAAUUUAAGCAGUGGCCUUUCCCAGACUUUGAAUCUCCUGUUGGUACUUGUCCUUUUGACACUCCUAGAAAAAGACAAAACCAGGAAACAAAAAAAAGGUCCAAAGGGCAACCGCAAGAUGCAAAAAAACAACAAGCUAAGCAUGGUUACUGUGAAUGCUGUUGUUUACAUUACGAUGCCUUGGACAUGCAUUUGAAAAGUGAUUAUCAUCAGUCCUUUGCACGGAAUAACACCAACUAUGAGAGCCUUGACAAUCUCAUAGCUCAAGGACCAAGUUUAAGUGUUUUCCUCGAGAAAAUCAAACUAAAGUAUAGUGCAAGCAACAAAGCUGAGAACACCUUUCGAACACCAACAAAAGAUGUUGACGAAAACAGUAAGAUUGGAGUGGUCCUCAUCCCAAAUAGCACAGUCAAAAAUAUGACAGUAGAGCUCAGUCAUUGUACUCAAACCAAAGACACAACGCCAAAGAAUAUUGAAGCAAAAGAUACAGAUGGCGAGAUGAAACGAGUGACGCGUAGUUCGUCCUCGCCACGUAAUGUAAUCAAUAAUGAAAGUGAGAAAAAGACUAUUCACAAUCAUGAUAAGCCUGUAUCUUCACCAGGCAGCAGUAAUUCCUGGGUUAAAACAGAUCGAACGGUAAAUGAAAGUGUGAAGGAUGGUGAUGUGCAAAAGGCUACUUCUAAAGCGUUCAMAAGACUGCGCGCAUACAAAAAGGCAGUACAUCAUGAAGUAAAACAAGAGCACAGCAAACCUGUCCUGAGGAGCAAGGCAUCGACUCCAAGCAAGAAAUCGGACAGCACAGAGACGCUCUCUGAUGAGGAUGUUGUGCAUCCGAGACGAAAGAGGAAGCAUAAAGAUACAGUUUUAGAUACUUCUAGUACAGAUUCUAUCUUACCUCAACCAAUGCACUCCCUGCGACAGCCAAAGAUGGACAAUGCAAUAACCUGUGAAAACACCGAAAAAAAUUAUUCGUCUGUAAUCCCGUCCCAAGUAAAUACAAGCCCAAAAAGUGGACCCAUUACAGGGACGUCAUUCAAGAAGUCUUCCAUUUCAGACCCUUCUACACCAAAAAGWAGGAGCUCUCGUAAACGAUGCCGAGGGAAACGCAACAGACCAAAGCGCAAAGACGUAAUUAGCACUGAAAAUGAGAAUGACUACAAGUCAUCAGAUAAUGGCAAAAAAGGUGCCGUUCAGAAUACGGAGGAACAUGAUCAGAUUGAUUUAUUGCAGCAGCAGGAACGCAAAGGACUUGAUGAAACUUACACUUCAUUAUUCGACUCAGAUGAUGACGACAAUGUUGAAUUUGAAGGAUUUGAUAUUCCUCAAUUUGAGAUGUUUUCCUCAGAGCACGAGUUAUCRUACCGCAUUAAAGAGAUUGUCAACUAUUUCACUUCAAGUCAAGAYAGCACCCUGGUGGAAGAAAGUGAACGCGAUGAAUGUAGCUCAAAACCUAAAUCAGAAAAGAAGAAACGUUCCCCUCACGGAAUCAAGAUAAUACUUAGUUCUAAAACAGAUAACCAGGAUGAUGGCGAUGAUGACGUCUUUGAAGAUGAUGACGAUGAUACACUUAGCACUGUAGCUGACAGUACUGAUGGCAACGAAGAUGACCAUUUGCUGUCCUCUCCGCUACGUAUAGACACCCUGUACAACAAAAGAAAGUAUGAAAUGGAACACCAAAUGCCAUCCAAAAGGAGAAGAACCGUGUGCUGUGGUGAGCUCGAGRAGAAUCUGUUAUCAAAAGAAAAUCCAGGCAAUUUAGAGAAAUCCAACWCUUUAUCAAUUGCAAAAGAACAUAUUUACCAGAAGAACUUGACGAGCAGGUCGAAAAAGACAAGAAACAAAGCUUUAUCAGAUGGUCACGACUUUGAUACUGUAAGUCAUGAAUUGGAUACUGUCGUCCGGUUGAAACGAUUGGAAUCCAAUGAUUGGAAGAUUGUUAAUGAGGAGAAUCAGCCCAAGAAAAGCAAAACAGAACUCUUUCCCGGUACGCUCAAUAAUCAGACACCAACUGAUGCCAAGCCUUCCAAAAUUACUGGCAAACCCAAAGAACCAGUGUCAAAGGAAAGUACAGUUGCCAGUGAUACAGGGUUGCUAGAACCUAAUGUUCUGAUGUCUAUCGAAGAACGUGUGAAAAUGAGAAGAAUCGAAAAACAAAUGAAGAAACAGUCCAUGAGUGUAGAAGGAACGGGARCAAGCAAAGAUUCCACACUAUCAAACAAUUACACCAAGAUGAGUGAUAAACGUAGGUCAUGCAAUCAAAAGCAACAUACUUCUACACCACUUCACCAAAAGAUCCUUUCUUCUCCAACUAAUCAAAGCCUUAACCCUUCUUGGAUAUUUCAUCGAGAUAAAUUUCGUGCAUCAACGCCACAGUCCUCAAGGAAAACAAGAUCCAAGUCUACAGUGAAUGAAAGAAAAACAUUGAGAAAUCUACGCAGCACUACUAAGUGUCUCUCGCCAGGCGAUAGCUACGAAUUUGUUGGWGAAGACGUUUACGCAUUCGAAUGAAUAAGAACUUAUCUAUAAAAAAAUCCRUAAAACGUCCAGUGAUCAUAUGAAGAAAUCCUUAGUUUUAUCAAAGAUUCAUAUGUGAUUGAGUGAUACAUUAUAAGAUUAUAUUUUAUCCACUUUUUACCUGACAUGACUAAUAAAUUUUCCAAUGUUUUA
Messenger RNA from Exaiptasia diaphana, 3535 nucleotides. RefSeq lists its product as uncharacterized. Gene Ontology annotation, cellular component: Dbf4-dependent protein kinase complex; nucleus. The transcript has 8 exons. Gene Ontology annotation, molecular function: zinc ion binding; protein serine/threonine kinase activator activity; nucleic acid binding. Bases 110 to 3376 code for a protein of 1088 amino acids. Lineage: Eukaryota; Metazoa; Cnidaria; Anthozoa; Actiniaria; Aiptasiidae. The record is from RefSeq and is a predicted model, not a curated record. Gene Ontology annotation, biological process: positive regulation of nuclear cell cycle DNA replication; regulation of cell cycle phase transition.